AUGUGGAGAAUCCUCAAGACCAAGUGUAUCCUCCAAGGUAUCCACAACAACAAAGACCUCCUUACCAAUCUCAAGGAAGUCAAUUUCAGCCAAGGCAAGGGUAUGAGCAGAGACAUCAUAUCCGCCCAAGGAGCCAUAUGCUUCUUCACCAAAUCAAGCUCCUCCAAACCAACAAGGUGGGAUUUUGAAGGAAUCCUCCAACAGAUCAUGGAUGGCCAGAAAAGAAUAGCAAAGAGAUGUAUGAGAAGAUGGACACUUUGUUCAGCAAUCUCAACACCAAGUAUGAUGCUGUUGCCACUCAUGUGA
Molecule: messenger RNA, 306 nt
Organism: Microthlaspi erraticum
Lineage: Eukaryota; Viridiplantae; Streptophyta; Magnoliopsida; Brassicales; Brassicaceae
Source: the annotation of a GenBank genome assembly